Molecule: messenger RNA, 885 nt
Organism: Necator americanus (New World hookworm)
Lineage: Eukaryota; Metazoa; Nematoda; Chromadorea; Rhabditida; Ancylostomatidae
Exons: 7
Coding region: 1-885 (294 amino acids)
Biological process (GO): protein histidyl modification to diphthamide
Molecular function (GO): 2-(3-amino-3-carboxypropyl)histidine synthase activity
Source: RefSeq, a predicted model, not a curated record
AUGGAAACAAACGUUUUUGGCGGACAUAAGCAGGACCAUCGAAGGUGCGGUGGUCCAAGAGGUCCUGAUGGGCCAACUGCUCCUUUGCCUCGCUUUCCAUUUAUGGCUGAUCGCCCAGGUGCUCUUUGUUCUCGCCAUCUUCGCCAAGAUCUCCUUGGUCUCCACGAAGUCCAGUUUUCCAUCUAUCCCAAGAAAUUCGGAUGGCCCAUUAUCGCCAUCAACUCUAUCUCUAUCAGGCCGCAGUCAUUGCGUCAACUUCGCAAACGGUUGUUUCUCAUAGAAAAACUUCGCGAUGCAAGCACUGUUGGCCUCGUCGUUGGAAGCGUUGGAGUGCGCGGACAUAUUGAAGCGGUUCAAAGAAUGCGAAAGUUAUGCAAAGCGGCUGGGAAACGUCUCUAUGUGAUCUCAGUGGGAAAAGUAAAUGUACCAAAACUCUCAAAUUUCGCGGAUAUCGAUGCGUUUGUACUGCUGUCUUGUCCAUUCGGAGUGAUCCUCGAUUCGUCGGACUUCUUUCGACCCGUUUUAUCAAUGUUCGAAGCCGAAAUGGCGUUGAAUUCGGCAAAAUCAUGGGAUGGUUAUCAUGAAUGGAGCGCUGACUUCACGACAUUUGCAAAUGACGAAAUCGGAUCAGUUACUGAUGAGUAUGUGGACGUCAGUCUCGUAACGGGAAAGAUACGAGCAGGACCUGUUGCCAACUCGAAACAAGGCACAAAUUGCGGCCAAAUGCUUCCCUAUGAGAAAGGUGAUUACCUUAAACACCGCACUUGGCGCGGUUUGGACGCUGAGGUGCGACUUGAUGAAUCUACAAAAGUGGAGCUUGGCCGAACGGGGACUGCAAUGGGUUACGACACGGAGCCGGCUGGAAGAGGAGACACGAGCAAUUAA